Lodderomyces pseudojiufengensis is the source of this 1560-nucleotide messenger RNA. RefSeq lists its product as uncharacterized. NCBI's taxonomy places the organism in Eukaryota, Fungi, Ascomycota, Pichiomycetes, Serinales, Debaryomycetaceae. Gene Ontology annotation, molecular function: zinc ion binding; ubiquitin protein ligase activity. Gene Ontology annotation, cellular component: cytoplasm. The record is from RefSeq and is a predicted model, not a curated record. The transcript has a single exon. The coding region runs from base 1 to 1560 and encodes 519 amino acids.
AUGGAAAAUGCUAAUCAGUCUUUGCCCAACGGCGAAACUAUGAAGAAUGGAUCUCAUGAUUCAUUAACGGCAAUAGAUUACAUUAAUAAUCAAGUGGAAUUGGAAAAAGAGGCUAAAAGAAUAAUGCCAUAUAGUUUUGAUGAGUGUACAUAUGAGAAGGGAGAAUUGAGACAACCUGUAUUUGCAUGUUUGUCAUGCUCAGAAGAAAAUGAUAAUACCCCCAUUGGUGUUUGCUAUGCAUGCUCAAUACUGUGUCAUUCACAACAUGAAUUAGUUGAGUUGUUUUCUAAAAGAUCUUUUGUUUGUGACUGCGGUACGACUAGAAUGGCUAAAACUGUUGAUGGCGCAUGCAAGUUGAGAAGACAGGAUCAUAAAACCAAUUCUGCUGGUAAUGCUCAUAGAAGAAGAUCAUCAAUGAUAUCUAAUGGAUCGACCGGAAGCAAUUCGAAUUCAAGAAAUUCUAGUCAAGUGUCGUUACCAGCUGACGAUAUUCCUAGCUCCUCAAAUGUAUACAAUCAAAAUUUUUCAGGCAAGUUUUGUGGUUGUAAACAACCCUAUAACCCAUUGGAAGAAACCGGUAAUAUGAUUCAAUGCUUUUUUGGCUUUCAGUGUGGAGAAGAUUGGUACCAUGAUAAAUGUAUAAUGGGGUUUAAACCAGAUGCAUUCAAAAAAGAGACUCAGAGCGAAAAUAAACAAUAUAAUAUUGGAGAAAAUAGAUUAGAUCAGUUAUCACCACCAGGAUUUGCUGCAGAACAAGGAGACGACGCAGCAGAGACUGUAAGCGAGGAGAAACACUCUGCCGAAUCAAAGGAGGAAGCAGGUAAGACUUAUGACGACAAUUGUCAACAAGAACAAAAAAAACGUACUGAACGAGAAGAAGGUAUGAAUGAACAAGAAAUUUAUCAGAAUGAAGAAGAUGAGUAUGAUAUGAUACAGAAAUUAAAAUAUUUUCCAAAUUUGGAUUCUUUUGAUAGUUUCAUUUGUUGGAAUUGCGUUUCUAAAUUUAAUACGAUAUUUGCAGAAUUUGAUAAAUUUUUACCUGGUGUUAUAUUUGAAAAAUUACCGAGAUUUGAAAAUAUAAACACAGUGGAAGACUGGUACAAUCUAAAGCAAAAAGAGGAUCAACAAGACAAGAAAAGGAUUAAAACAGAGAGCUCACUUCAAGACCAGUCCCCACCACUGGAAUCAUUUUCUAUUUUCCUUCAAAACGGAUUCAAAGACAUAAUCGAACGUACACUCCCGAAACUAGAUCAAACGUCCAAACUUGCUCAAUUUUUGAAUAACAAUUCAUACUUAUACAAAGAUGACCCAAUUUAUGAACCACCAGAAGAUUCAAGUGAGGAAGAAUGGUCCACGACCGUCUCUUACUUAGAUAUGUGUGCGGCUGAUGCGAUACAUCAAUUACCUCGAGGAAAAGCUAUUGAAAGUAUACAAGCGUAUGACAAAAUAAGAUUGAAAUUGAGAGAAUUUUUUAAACCAUUUGCCGAACAAGGUAAAGUUGUGACUGAAGACGAAGUCAAAUCAUUUUUUGGAGAAAUAAAAAAGGAGGAGAAGAAAUAA